AUGAAGCUCGUGGUUGUACAAUUCUCCAUAAUCUUUUUCCUCCUCACAUCGUCAUUGUUCGUACUGUCAACCGCAGAUUCGUCAUGUGGUGGAAAGUGCAACGUGAGAUGCUCAAAAGCAUCACAACAUGACGAGUGCAUCAAAUAUUGCAAUAUAUGUUGCCAGAAGUGUAAUGGUUGUGUGCCCUCUGGAACUUAUGGAAACAAAGACGAAUGCCCUUGCUACAGAGAUAUGAAAAACUCCAAAGGCGGACCCAAGUGUCCAUGA
Molecule: messenger RNA, 267 nt
Organism: Eruca vesicaria subsp. sativa (arugula)
Lineage: Eukaryota; Viridiplantae; Streptophyta; Magnoliopsida; Brassicales; Brassicaceae
Source: the annotation of a GenBank genome assembly